CUUUUUCCUUCCCUGAACGCUUCGUGUUCCUGGAGCUUUAUCGGCCACUUCCAGCUGAUUGAUGACUUUCCGCCGGAGCUGCUGACGGGAAGCGAGCGGCGCAGCGGAGGAGGCCGAGCUUCAGGCCGCCAUGUCGUCCCAGAACGAAGAGCCGUCGCCCGCCUCGCUGUCGGCGCUGCUGGCCGCCGUCUCGGCCGCCAUGUCGGCCUCGGCGGACGCCAAGAAGGAUCUGACGGCGCUGCUGGGCGAGUGGGAGGUGGCGCAGCGAGGAGGCACCGAGCAGCUGGUGUCGGUUCUGACCAGGAUCUCGGAGCUGAUCGAGCGAGAGACGGCGGAGUACCACAAAGCAGAUCCUGACCCGUUCGACGACCGGCACCCAGGCCGGGCCGACCCAGACUGCAUGCUGGGCCAGCUGCUGAAGAUGCUGUUUGUCAACGACGACUUCACCAACGCGCUGUUGGAUUCGUACAUCAUGACCAGCAGAGAGCUGAGCCUGAACACGGCCGCCUGCCGCCUGCUGCAGAACAUCAUGCCGGGUCUGGAGACGUCGGCCGUCUUCCAGGAGAAGGAGGGUCUGGUGGAGAAGAUGUUCUGCUGGGCCCGCGAGGCCGAGCGGCCGCUCAGCGUCUACGCCACCGGACUGCUGGCCAGAGCCAUGAGCAACCAGGAGGUGGCAGCGAGCUACAGGGAACAGAACGCUCAGCUGGUACCGAUCAUGAUCCGACGUCUGCAGGAGCUGCAGGCCGAGCAGGCCGCAAGUCGCUCCAUCCAGAACCAACAGAACCAGCAGACCCUGCCUCAGGACUCUCAGGUGGAGCCGACCUCCAGCGUGAUGGAGGCUGACGCCGCCGCCGAGGACGGAGGCAGCAGGCCGAAGGUCAGACCUCCGCCUCUGAUCCGCUCGGCCCAGAAGAACGGCGGCUCGGCCCGGCUGCUGCCAGACUUUGUCUACCAGGCGAGUCCGGACCCGUCCUGUAGGGAGAGGGACGACCCACUGGGAGGCCGAGGAGGAGGGAGGAGGCGGACGGCAAAGGAGAGCGGCAGGAAGGCCACGCAGAAGCUGAACUUCACCUCCGGCCGGGCCGACGAGGCGGAGCGGACCGGAGAGGAGCCGGCCGGAACCAGCUCCUGGUCCCAGAUGAGCUCCGUGGUGAUCGGAUCCGACUACUGCCUGGAGCCGCUGAGCCCGGCCAUGGAGCAGAGGCUGGUGCUGCAGUACCUGACACCGCUAGGGGACUACCAGGAGCUGCUCGCCGUCUUCAUGCAACUCGACACUCGCUCGCUGCUGAUGAGCUACAUCGACCUGCGGCACACCGACAACGUGCAGCUGACCUUCGACGCCCUGCUGUACCUCGCCUCGCUGCUCCUCCACAAGAAGUUCGCCGCCGAGUUUAUCGCCCACGGCGGCGUGCAGAAGCUGCUGGAGAUCCCGAGGCCGUCGAUGGCGGCGACCGGCGUCUCCCUGUGCCUCUACUACCUGGCCUACAACCAGGACGCCAUGGAGAGGGUGUGCAUGCUGCCGGACGGCGUCCUCUCCGACACCGUGUCCUACGCCCUCUGGCUGCUGGAGUCAUCCCACGCGUCGGGCGUCUGCCACGCCACCAUGUUCUUCUCCAUCUCGUUCUCGUUCCGGGCGGUUCUGCAGCUCUUCGACCUCCAGGACGGCCUGCGGCGACUCGUCAACCUGGUCAGCACUCUGGAGAUCCUGAAGGCGGAGGCGGAGGCGUCCGUGAUGAGCGACGACCAGGUGUUCUCCAGCCGGCAGACGGCCAAACACACCUGCAUGGCUCUACGCAGGUACUUCGAGGCUCACCUGGCCGUGAAGACCGAGCAGGUGAAACAGUCGCUGCAGGCGUCGGACGGCGGCACCAUCGUCCCCCAGCAGCCAUUUUACAAAGCCUAUUCCUACAGCAGGGAGCAGAUCAUCGAGAUGAUGGAGUUCCUCAUCGAGUGUGGACCUCCUCAUCUGCGCUGGGAGCCGGUGGAGGUUUUCUACAAACUGUCCUGCGUUCCUCUGAUGCUGCAGCUCAUUUCCACGGCCUGCGACUGGAGGACGUACUACGGCAGGAGCGACACGGUGCGCUAUGCUCUGGACAUCCUGGCCGUCCUGACCGUGGUUCCUAAAGUCCAGCUGGUUCUGGCCGACACCGUGGCCGUCCUGGAUGAGAACCAGGCGCCUGUCUCCGCCGUGGGUAUGAGCAUCAUUCUGGGCGUGGCGGAGGGAGAGGUGUUCGUCAAUGACGCCGAGAUCCAGAAGUCGGCGCUGCAGGUGAUAACGAACUGCGUCUGCGCUCCGGACCAAAGCCUGAACACGGUGGCUGCCUUCCCCGUCACCCCCCUCCGGCCGGCCCUGCACCCCCAGCAGCCGCCCGCCCCCCACAACCGGGUUCUGGCCCACAUGUGGCGGGUGGUGCAGAACAACAACGGCAUCAAGGUCCUCCUGUCGCUGCUGUCGGUGAAGAUGCCCAUCACGGACGCUGACCUGAUCCGGGCUCUGGCCUGCAAAGCUCUGGUCGGACUCGCUCGCAGCACCGCCAUCAGGCAGAUCAUCAGCAAGCUGCCGCUCUUCACCAGCGGCCACAUCCAGCAGUCCGGCAAGCCCCUGCUGAUGGGGACGGACGUGUCGCUGGCCCGGCUGCAGAAGGCCAACGUGGUCGCCCAGUCCCGCAUCACCUUCUCCGAGCGCGAGCUGCUGAUGCUGAUCAGGAACCACCUGCUGGCCAAAGGGCUGCACUGCACCGCCAACAUGUUGGUCAGGGAGGCCAACCUGCCCCUCGCCACAAGCUCCGCCUCCUGUGUGACUCCACCCCCUCCCUCCCCGGUGCUAACCAGGACCUGCCGGCUAGCCGGCGGCAUCGCGGCUCGCGUGGCCGGCCACGUGGGGUCAUCUCCCGUGUCGUCCGCCGCCGCCGCGUCGGCUUCGUCGUGUCGGUCCUUCGUCAGUCCUUCGCCUUCAUCAGCCCUCCUUCCUCCUCCUCCUCCUCCUCCCCCCCCUCAGGGCUCGCCUCUGGUUGGUCGGAUUCUGUUCUCACGGGAACGCCAGCUGGCCAAUAGCAACUCAGGGAAAAAGCUGUGUGCACUGAAGCAGAAGGCUGACCACGGAGCCUUCAUACAGACUCCAGCCAUGAAGAAGCAGCUGGAGCGCCACCUGCCCUCCCCCCCGACCCUGGACAGCAUCAUCACCGAGUACCUGCGGGAGCAGCACGCCCGCUGCCCCAACCCGGUCACCACCUGCCCCCCGUUCUCCCUGUUCACGCCCCACCGCUGCCCCGAGCCCAAGCAGCGGCGUCAAGCUCCGCAGAACUUCACGGCCCGCCUGGGCAGCCGGGUGCUGUACCCCAAGUACGGCGGCGUGGACCGGGGCAGCCUGGACCGACACCUGAUAUUCAGCAGGUUUCGUCCGAUGUCGGUGUUCCACGAAGGCGACGGAGACGAGAGCGGCUUCACCUGCUGCGCCUUCUCGGCCCGCGAGCGCUUCCUCAUGCUGGGAACUCUGUCGGGCCGACUCAAGUUCUACAACGUGUUCUCCGGCGAGGAGGAGGCCAACUACACCUGCCACACCACGGCCAUCACUCACCUGGAGCCCUCCAGGGACGGGAAGCUGCUGCUGACCUCGGCCUCGUGGGGCGUCCCGCACUCGGCGCUGUGGAGCAUCGACGGCGUCUUCAGCAUGAAGAACUCGUUUGUGGACGAUCACUACGUGGAGUUCAGCAAACUGUCUCAGGACCGAGUCAUCGGAACCAAAGAACAAGUCGCACAUAUCUACGACGUCCAGACGGGCCAGCACACGCUGACGCUCAACGACCCCACGCUGGCCAACAACUACAAGAGGAACUGCGCCACCUUCAGCCCGACCGACGACCUGGUGCUGAGCGACGGCGUGCUGUGGGACGUCCGGGCGUCCAGGGCCAUCCACAAGUUCGACAAGUUCAACAUGAACCUGAGCGGCGUCUUCCAUCCCAACGGGCUGGAGGUCAUCAUCAACACGGAGAUCUGGGACCUGAGGACCUUCCACCUCCUUCACACGGUUCCUGCUCUGGACCAGUGCAGGCUGGUCUUCAACAGCAACGCCACCAUUAUGUACGGAGCCGUGCUGCAGGCCGACGACGAGGACGAUGCCAUGGACCAGCAGAUGAAGAGUCCCUUCGGCUCGUCCUUCAGGACCUUCGACGCUACAGACUACAAGCCCAUCGCCACGGUGGAUGUGAAGAGGAACAUCUUUGACCUGUGCACCGACACCAGGGACUGUUACCUGGCCGUCAUAGAGAACCAGGACACGGUGAGUCUGGACACGGUGUGCCGUCUGUACGAGGUGGGACGCCACAAGCUGGCCGAGGAGGGAGACGACGACGACCAGGACGAUGAGGACCAGGACGACGACGACGACUCGUCGGACACGGACGAUGACGAUGACGACGACCUGGACGCUGACCUGCUGCUGGACGAGCUGACCAACAACGACGAGCAGGACAACGAGGGCGGAGCCAACUCCCCGGCCAAUGACGCGGACGCAGAUGUUCUCGGCAGCAACAGCGACGACGGUGACAGCAGCGACGACGAGGACUCGGAGGAUUCAGACGACUCGGAGGACUCGGAUCAUUCAGACAGAAGCGACGAAGGAUCUGAUUCGCUGAACCCUGGAAACGUCGAGUUUUUCGGAGACGAGUCGGACGACGAGGAGCCGGCGCUGCUGCGGUGCCUCCGGGACCGCUGGUUCUCCUGACACCGCCCGGCCCGGAGCAGGAGCCUCAGCCACCAUGUGUUCAGUUUUUUCUAUUUAAAGUCUAAUUUGCUCCUUUAGGCCAGGCGGCUGUGAGCACACCUGGAGCAUCAGCACUCUCUCCAUAUAUAUUUUUAAAGCUGGAGAGAGACGAUGUGAAUAAAUAUUUCCAAAGAUUGUGAGUCUCAGAUGAAUCCGCUCACUGGACUUGUUUUAUUUUGGUUUUGGUUUUUUUUCUUCUUUGUGUUUCAGAGAACUUAUGAACGCUUUGGUUCUGAUUUCCUGUUGCUCCUGACGGGACACAGCGGCUGUUUUUAUCCUGUUUUCCUGUAAAGCUGUCAUUCAGGGACAAUCUCAGAUCCACACAUUCAUAUACAGUAUUUUCCAAAUGUACCUUUCAGCCAAAUGUUAAUAUAAAAGUGGAGAUCAACGUGGAA
Molecule: messenger RNA, 5157 nt
Organism: Stegastes partitus (bicolor damselfish)
Lineage: Eukaryota; Metazoa; Chordata; Actinopteri; Pomacentridae
Product: protein VPRBP-like
Exons: 30
Coding region: 131-4723 (1530 amino acids)
Biological process (GO): protein ubiquitination
Cellular component (GO): Cul4-RING E3 ubiquitin ligase complex; nucleus
Molecular function (GO): histone H2AT120 kinase activity; nuclear estrogen receptor binding
Source: RefSeq, a predicted model, not a curated record